Carassius auratus (goldfish) is the source of this 482-nucleotide messenger RNA. RefSeq names its product palmitoyltransferase ZDHHC15B-like. The transcript has 2 exons. Lineage: Eukaryota; Metazoa; Chordata; Actinopteri; Cypriniformes; Cyprinidae. Bases 153 to 482 code for a protein of 109 amino acids. The record is from RefSeq and is a predicted model, not a curated record.
UCCACGCUAGGUAAGAAAGCCUUUCUUCUCAUGCUGAAUUGCUGGAUUCUCCUUUUACCUUUUCAUUGUUUUUCUUCAAGAAGCAGAAACUUCAUGAAACUUUCUACUGCUACAUUUUGAGCUUGACCUUUGGCUAGCAGAAGUGAUUUAAUAUGACUCAUAUUUCUGGUGUGGACCGUUUAACCUCAAAGAUACUCCUGUUUUCAGAGGCGUUUUCUGCACCAAUGUUUCAGAACGGGCCUGACAGCAACGGCUUUAACGUUGGGCUCAACAGAAACCUCCAGCAGGUGUUUGGAGAGGAUAAAAAGAUCUGGUUUAUUCCAGUGUUCACAAGUCAGGGUGAUGGGCAUUAUUUCCCGCUGAGGACCCUGUGUGAAUCUGAGAAUCCUUUAUUGGCCAACGAGGGGGAACGGAUGGAGAACGGUGGGUCAGAUGAAGAAAGCACAGGUGAGAACACAUUCAAGUUGAAAUGCAUCUACUAA